AUGCCUUUUAUCACAAAGCAGCUCUCCCAUUUGAUCUGCUGCGUCAGUUCCCAGCAGCCCGAUGAAAGUGACCUCAACGCGAAUCUGAACACCAUGCAAGGGCAUUCAGCCAUAUCUGUGCAUCUCCCUCCAGACACUGUGCCUCAUGCGUCUGGCAAGCGCAAGCAAUCCACCACAGACAAUGAUAUGUUAGAAGAGCUCUUUAGGUCGAGCUCCUCGGUACGCGGCUAUCAAACAGCUUCCGAGUCAAUGCAUUUGCCGGUACCAAAACGAUCCUCGUUCGACAUAGAUUUUAAGUUCUGUUCAAAGGAUUCGGAGCCCAAGCCACCAAGUCGAUUGGAGCAACUUGGAAGCCAUAUCAAACAGAGGAUAUCUGAGGGGAGACUGGGCAUAACCAGUCCAAGGGGACCACCGGGUCUGAAAGAAGCCUCUCAAAAUCCUUCCGAUAUCCAUCCUUCUUCACUUGGUGUGGACAUUGCGGAGGCCUCUAUGAGUCAACACUCCAAUGGCUUACUUGAGUUGCUCAUGUCCCGUACAGGAACUGAGGGAGGAUAUGACAGUGACGCGAAGAGCAUUCGAACCACAAUGCUGAAAGGUGGCGACGCUACAUUAAGAUUGAGCCCUUUGCUAGCAAAAGAGCUUCCGAAUUCUCUCGACAUCCCAGUGACAGCUCGCCUCUCCCCCAGCCGUUCACUAGGAGGUGAUAUGCAAACUAAAGAUGAUGUUGAAAAGGCAUCGAUCGAUCUUGAUUUCCUUACUAUUCCUGGACAGAAAAUCUUCACAGAAGCCCUUUUGGCUGAGAAGGAUUCUGCACCGAUGAUUGCACUACAGAGACUAAGCACAGGGAUAUCAAACGGCACAAUCAAGCUACCAAGCUCAUUCAACUCCAAUAGCACGCUCAACCAUAUUGCGAUGAGAGAAAAGGAUCCAGCCAGCGUCGCAAGCCUGGCCUCUCCAGAGCUAAGUUACAGCACCGAUGAACAAGUUGAAAUCCUUUCAACCCUCAAGAGACUUAGCACUACUGUUACUGCAACACAAAUGGACGGUGUGAAUUCCAACCCUGACGAUGGUGUUCGUGCCAGUAUUGUAUCAAAUCUCGACCCAACCUUCAUUGAGUUCAUUGCAAAAUUUGCAGAACUAGAUCCCAAAAGCAAUGAUCUUGGCUCAUCAGAUCCGCACUGUGACCCUGGAACAAUUUUCCUGCGUGAGAAAUCCUCCGGCGACCUCCCUAGUCUUACCGACUCUGAACCCCAGAAAAAGGAUGUCUCUUCUUCAAGAAAUCUAACAUCAGGACACGAUUCAGAUCAACUAUCUGUGCACCUAUUCAAUAUGCGCAUUUCCCAAAAUCUCGCCAGCCCUUCACUUAUCGCUGUCUCUAGACCUACGACUAGUCAUACCACGAUAUCACACCUCCAGCGACCCUCUAUGGAUGUGGCGAUCCCAGCAAAGCGUCAGUCCGCUUCAGGUCACCUGUCAUCUCGAGUCACUGCGGAACACAAUAGACGCCCUUCCGAUCCUCAAACUAGACGACUGUUCGAACUAGGGCACCAGGCCGAGAAUAUGCGAUCUCAAUGGAAGACAGUGACCUCAUUUGGCAGUGGAGCUAGUGGACUGAGCUUCAAACCUAAUCGUGUAGGAGAUGAUGGAUCGUCAUUCUACUGGAGCGAUGGUGAAGUAGGUCCUGCCAAUAAUUCUCUCCGAAACUGUCCAGGGAGGAAUAUCAACAGCCUUGCGAUUGGUGGAAGAUCAGAGUCGGUCAGCCUCCCGGUAAGUUCCUCACUGAACAAUAUUGGCAACCCAUCGGGAACAGAGGAGGCUACUUGGUUUGGCAGGAGAUAUUCGAAUAAAGCCUCUGAUUGUGGCCACGCUGGACUUGGAGUUUCCCCAAGAAGCAGAAGCACUAGUAUGCCAGAGAGGGCAAAAUUACAACCUCACGAAUCAUCGACCAGACACCGAGGUCGUAGGUCCACCAACGACGAUGAAGACUUGAGCGAAAUCAGCACGGGAGCUCUCGAAGACGCAAGAAUAGAAAGAUUGACAGAAAUCAGCGCCCAUGCAAUAUUGGAUUCUCACAGUGAACCGAUGAGCGAGCUCAAUCACUCUCCGACCUUUGAAACAAGAAAUUGGGAUUUCUCCUUGGGAGACGCAGUCUCGUCGAAUCGACGGCGUUCAAGCAAUAUCUUAGCACACUCGCUCAAUGCUCGGACGCACUGGCAAAGAAAGGGAUCAGGCAGUGGGGCGACUCACGACCCAAGUUCACCAGACUUUCUCUUUCUCGACAGCGCAAGUGACAUGUGGCAACGGAGUUUCAGGCAAGCUGUAGCUAAACCACUGUAUGAGAAUGUGGGAGGGUUUCUGACCGCCCCUAAAUAUGACCGUGAUGGGAGGCGACGAAGCUCUAAGACAAGCAGUUUGUCGAACGUUGACCGAGAUGAAGUUCUUCCAGAAGAAAGCCAUUCAGAAGCGAAUUCGAAGAAUGCAAAACCCACUUCCAGGCCAAAUGGAGACGUGGAAGCUCAACAAACACUUCUGCAACCCUCACCGGUACAGACGGAGAACAACAAGAGAAAGAAAAGUUUCCUAGAUAUAGGUCGACGUUUCACAAGUACUAUCCCUAACAAUGAUUUGGAGAUUCGUCCUGGAACUACCACUCCCUUGAAGGACAUCUUUGGGCUUUAGGGGCGUUUCCCGAGUCACGAGAGGGAAGUGCGGUGUGGCUCGGCCAGUGGGAAGGACGGGGUAGCAGUGCGAGAUUUCAUUGAUAUGCUGCGUGAUGGCGAAAACCAUCUCUCACCCUCGGUGGAGUUUUCAACAUUGAACGCGUCAGGUGCAAACAUCAAUACUCCCACUCCAGGCUCAUGGAGAACGUUGCCAUUCGGGAGAAAGAGGCAUGUUGAGAAAAUGAAAAGCAAGAGCAUGACUUUACCGCGCAUCGCGAACCUGACUCCCACCAAGAAUUCAAGCAGCAACAGGGGCGGGAAUAGCCUUGCGGGCCGCUGGAAAAAACUCUACAGGAGCAGUAGCUGGGAAUUACGAGCAUAUACUCACAACCAUGGACAUCGGAGCAGUAUAGGUGCUGGUGCUAUUGCCGAAUACCCCGAACUUGAAUGCAUUCCUGGUAUUGGUGAUGGCGAAGAGUUCAAGCGUCCUGGACCUGGUAAGAUCGAUGGUACUGAGGAUGGGAAGCAGUAUACUUCUCAGCGGACCACAGAACGGGUGGAGUAAGUCUCCUGAGUGCUCCAACAUUCGACAGCCAGGCUUGGACAUGGACCCACCGUGAUUGUGUGGGAAGUUUUGCUGCAUUGAAGACUGAUGUGGACCUACGGAAUAUG
Molecule: messenger RNA, 3332 nt
Organism: Exophiala aquamarina CBS 119918
Lineage: Eukaryota; Fungi; Ascomycota; Eurotiomycetes; Chaetothyriales; Herpotrichiellaceae
Exons: 1
Coding region: 1-2679 (892 amino acids)
Source: RefSeq, a predicted model, not a curated record